GUCUUCGUGAACGUGUGUUGUGCAAGCACAAAGACGGAUUUAUUAUACCUCAAGCAGGCAGCGACCUCUGCUUCUGACAUGUGUUCUCAGUCGCCGUCACAGGAUUUUGUUCGACGUAGUCACGCGUUUGAUAGAAUGAUGAAUGUCACAUGUACCCAACUAACUAGUGUGUGGUUGCCAGUACGAGAAUGAGAAGGAAGAGAGGAAAGAGAUUCAAGAAUACAGAGUGUUCGAGUCUUCAGUAAAAAUGACAAGCCGACAAUUUAUUAUAGACAAUAAAUUCUUCACCUAAGUACUUUUUUUUGUGCGGUCGUUGACAUUGUAUUGUUCUCAUGGUCUUCCUAUGUUAUGAAUCUGUUUCUCUUCCGCUUUUGUGUCGCAGGGAAAAGACGGUCAGGAGACCGGGUGUGGAAAGUCGUGUCUUUGGUAUUGACAAGGCAAUUGAAACUUUUGGUCUCACGCAAAUUUUUCAUUAUGGUAUAGUUAGAGACAUUCUCGUAUGAACAAGGACGCGAAUUUAUCUUCGAGAAAUAUGAGAUCAUGAUAUCGAAUAUCUGACGGUUAUGCGAUACCGUUAUGAAAAAUAUCAUUCCUACCUGGUGUAGUUCUUUUUCUUUCGUCUGUUCUACAAGAGAGAAACACAUAAGAAAUAAGUAUCUUCCAAGUUUUUAGUUCUUUCAAGAUAUGACGGUGAAGAGAUCAGGGGUGAUUCUCUACAUUUCUUUUUCGUGAUUUGCCUCGCCGAACCGGUUUUGAUCGUCGGGCAAGACAAGACGGCGCACCUGCUUCCUAGAAGUAGAACUACAUCUCAAACAAGGCUCGAACGGAAUUCGGAGAACUGUGCUCACUAUAGUGUUUUGUUUUUCAGCCUAUUGAAGUGGCCAGAAAAAGAUGUGCGGAAUUUUUGCUUAUUUGGGAAGCAACCCAGAGGUGUUGAAGCUUCUCAUUGAAGCGUUGCAGAGGCUUGAAUAUCGCGGUUAUGACUCGGCCGGCAUCGCCAUUCAUGACGGCAACGAAAAGCUUUUGGUCGAAAAAAGCGCGGGAAAGGUGAGCAAUCUCCGCGACCUCUGCAAGAGCCAGGGCGAGCGACUGUCCGGCAGCGUCGGAAUCGCGCACACGCGAUGGGCAACGCACGGACGACCGACGGACCGGAACUCGCACCCGCAUUUGUCGCAAAAUCGUAGCGUGGCCGUGGUCCACAACGGCAUCAUCGAGAACUAUGCGGAGUUGAAGAAGGAGAUGCAGGACAAAGGUUACGUUUUCUCCUCCGAGACCGACACUGAAGUGCUUGCCGUCUUGGUGGAUGACAUGCGUAAGGAACUCGAUGACGAGAAAGACCUACCGACAGUAGUAAGUGCAGCCUUGGAUCUCUGCGUAGGCACGUUUGGCGCGGUUUUCCUGUUCGGAGAUCAGCCAGACCUGCUGAUCGGGGCGCGUCGGGGUAGUCCGCUCAUCCUGGGUCUAGGGCAGGAAGACGGGGGACCAGCAUACUUUCUGGCGUCCGAUGCUUGCGCCAUCGUGCAGCACACGCGAGGUAAAAUUCAAAUUUUGCACUCCUUGGUCCUAGUGAAGACUGCUAAUGAUUUACUAUGACACCCUGAACCUAGUCUGUUUUUGUGUGAGUAGAAAAAAUGAAAAUUCUUGGCGUCUCGGUAGACUCGAGAAUGAGCAAGAUAGAUGUAACGAAUGAUUUGUCCUGUCCUGCAACUACACCAGAUGUUAUAUACGUGAACGACGGCGAAACGGUAGAACUUUCAAGGAAAGGCUAUAAGAUUCACGAUACUGUCAGACUCGCGAAGAGAGCACGACAGUUGAAGGGUGCGACAACAUCGACAGACGGCGGCGUCGAAAAUCCGAUUGUCCGUCUUGAGAUGCGAAUAGACGAAAUCGAAAAGGGAGGGUACUUUCGUCGACAUGCGUUUUUUACCACUUGUCCAACCUAAGAGGACUGUAACUUGAUAAUCACUUCUUGUGCUUUAGGUGGAAAACUACCAGGAGUAGGGGGCGCAAAAAUUACUUGUUAGUACCAUGACUAUCAAGCACCAAAUUAUGUUCUUUUUGUGCUGAAGUGAAAAUGUUCUUUAAGGACAAGGUGCUAAGCCCCACCGUCCCUUGCGUGCACUUCACCCAGGUAUGAUCACUUCAUGUUGAAGGAGAUUUACGACCAGUCGAACAGUUUGCAGAAUUGUUUGCGUGGACGGUUAAUUCAGGUAGAUGCGGAAAAAUCGACGAUAAGCUGCGGAUCGAGUGAAGAGCUUGCGCUUGCGUCAGGCCGCACGCGGACGACGCACCCAUCGUCGCCAAAGAGGCUAGCAAGUGACUACACAAUGACGAUUGGCGGUCUAGAACACCAGCUCGAAAAUGGGGAUACAGUCGGACAGCGCAUGCUGAAAGCCGGUCGGGUGGUCAUGUGCGCCUGUGGCACCUCAUGGCACUCAGCACUCAUCGGCGAGUAUCUUAUGGAAGCGUGUUUCGUUAGUCCGGAUCAUUCGAAGAUAGCAUAAGUGUUUAGAAUUUGUGCACUGUGAUGUAGAUUAGAUGAAACAGGAAGUUAGGGGUUACUUAUGUUUGGAAGAUAUAUUCUUGCUCUAAUGUUUUAUUCGAGCAGAUGGCGCGCAUUCCUGUGGAAGUGGAGUAUGCGAGUGAGUUUCGGUAUCGAAAACCGCUGAUCCGCGAAAGUGACGUGAUUAUCGGCAUCUCGCAAUCUGGAGAGACCGCCGAUACGCUUGAGGCAAUCAGGUUAGCCGCAGCCCAUGGUGCCACGACUUUUGGCAUUGUUAACGUCGUAGGUUCCACUAUCGCGCGUGAGACGAUCGCCGGUAUGUAUAUCCACGCCGGACCCGAGGUGGGCGUGGCCUCAACGAAAGCGUUUACAGGCCAAGUGCUCUCACUUUUUUUGGUCGCAAUGUAUCUUGCAAAACUAGGCGGGACAAUGAGCGAAGACGAGUUUCAGACACUAUCGAAAGAGUGCCUUGCUCUGCCAGAAACAGUGGAAAAGCUGCUCACAAAACAGAAGGAUCUCUGCUUCCGGCUCUCGAAGGAAGUACUAUUUCUUAUUCCAUUGGUAGUACGUUUUGCACAAAAUAUAUGGCGGUCGCAACUAUUACAUUUCAACUAGUACAAAAAUAUUUCGGGGAAACUAGAACUUAACCCAAGAACUCAGUCGUGUUUCAAGUGCCGGGAUAGCCAUGGCCAAUGGGAGCCUGCUGCAGUGGACCUGAAUGAAGGUACAACUUGAUAUUGAUGAAGUGGCUCAUUUGAUUUGAUGUAAAUAAGUAUGUUGAUUUCUAGUUAAGGAGGAGGAGAGGAAAUCCGGAUUCUGCUGCUGCUAGGUGCGUGGCUUGGCCCCAAGCCACGCGACUUCGAACCGACUGCUGCCUCUGCUCCUCUCCUCCUCCAUAAAUCACUCAAUAAAUCACCUAGUCAACUACUCAGUUUCAUCCUACUCAAAUCAUAAUCUCUAAAACAAAUAUAAUACCAGGUCCACCGCUGCUGCUCCAUCGAUUCGCAAUUCCACUUGGGUGCUUCACGCCCCAACCUUAAGCCCCUGAGUACUGGCUUCCCCGAAAUUUUUUUGUACUAGUUGAAAUGUAAUAGUUGCGACCGCCAUAAAAUACUAUUAGUGAUGCAUGUAGCAUUUCUAGUAAAGUCGGCGCUAUUUUUGUACUCGAGCAUGUAGAUGAAGAUUGAGGUUUCAGAAUUAGUGCAUGAAGAUGAGAAUUACGAUUUUCCUUCUUCUGGCUCCUGGGCUGUCGUGGUAGAUUUCCUUCCCAUGAUCAAUUUAAAUCCCGUCUUUUCCGCAGGUCCGCCUUGCAAAUAAUUUUCUGUUUCUCGGUCGGGGUUUGAAUUUUCCAGUUGCGCUAGAGGGUGCUUUGAAGCUGAAGGAGAUUAGUUACAUUCACGCAGAGGGCUAUCCGGCAGCCGAGAUGAAGCACGGACCCAUCGCCCUGAUCGAUCAAUUCAUGCCUGUUGUCGUCAUCGCGCCAAGGAACGACCCGACGUAUUGAAUUUGUUCUUGUUGAGGAAAGCACCCUAUAUGAGCUAGAUACGGAUGCUUGUUGUCCUUAGAGUAUCUCAUAAUUGUCGUCAUGAGUUGAGUGAAACUUCUCUGGGCGUGUCUUCGUUCGUGAUACACCGACCUUUUCUUUCUCUUCAAGAAGAUAUAUAGUAUCAUCAAUGAUUGAUGAAUUCAACUACUACAGGUACAUCAAAGUAAAAGCAAAUAUUGAGGAGGUGCAUGCACGGUCCGGAUCCUUGAUUAUUAUCACCGAUGAGGGGAACCACGAACUAGAUUCCUACUCGGAAUACGUGAUCUACAUUCCGACAGUUGAUCAGUACUUGCAGUCGAUCUUGAACGUGAUUCCGCUCCAGCUUAUGAGCUACUACGUCGCGAAAUUUCGAGGCUGCGAAAUCGAUCAACCUCGCAACCUCGCAAAAAGCGUCACGGUCGAGUAA
Molecule: messenger RNA, 4455 nt
Organism: Amoebophrya sp. A25
Lineage: Eukaryota; Dinophyceae; Syndiniales; Amoebophryaceae
Source: the annotation of a GenBank genome assembly